AACUUCCGGGUUUAUGCAAGUUGUCAACAGUUUGCCAAAGAUAAAUAAACAUGUAGCUAGAUAGUGUGAGAGCAGAACGCGACCCUUCUUUUUCCUGGAGAGAGAGAGAAGACCGGAAGACUGACAGACGCGGCGGAAAGCAGAAGUAGCUCGUUAACUAACUAGGUAGUUAACUAGAAUGUUUAGCUACUGUAGCUAGCUAACUCAGUUGUGUUGUGAGAAGUGUCCGUUCCAGGCCAGCUAACAACGGGCUGAUGUGUGUGCUAACCCCAGCCUGCUCUCCCUCUUCGCGGCUACACUACCUCUACUGAUGCCCGUCUCUGCCGGGGCUCCAUGGAAGAGCUGCUAGUCCAGGGCGGGACAGGAACGUGACUGCAGCAGACUAUCCUCACCCCUGCCCUCUGCCCUGAGCUAAGUACGGUCCCUGAUCAUCUCUCCGGUCCAACGGGAUAUUAGAACCGUGGAGUGAGCUUGGAAACGGGAGCUACGACCGACAGAGCAAGCGGCGAUUGGGCGACGAAUACUUUUCCAACUCUUUCUACAACUUUUUUUUUUAUAAAAGUCUGAUUCAUAAAGUUGUCAUUUUUUUUUUAUCUCAACAUCCAACUGGUGAAGGUUAUGCAGUGUGUCUGUUCGGCUGUGAUGAGAUGUCGUCAUGUAAGGCAUAGAGGCGACCGUCUCCGGAAGAACCCGACAUACUGCUGCUACAGAACCCUGCUAUAGGUCCCAGAACAAGAUGAGUGGGGGGAAGAAGAGGAGUGGCUUCCAGAUUACCAGUGUGACGUCAGACUACACUCAGAGCUCUGGGGAAGCCCCACCCCCUGCCCAGGUCUCUAGCCAAUCAAAUCCCUCCCCUCCGUCCUCCAGCCAAUCCACUGCUUCCUCCCAGCCUGGCCCCUCCCACCUGCAGGGAAGCACCUCCCAGCCGACGACUCCCCUCUCUCUGAGGAAAUCCAGCUCCCAAGAUGCCGCGGGGCAGGGAUCCAGGUUCCGAGUCGUCCGAUUGGGCCAGGGCCACGGAGAACCCUAUCACCGGGGGCGAUGGACCUGCACUGACUUCCUGGAACGAGAGGAAGGAUUGGGGCUUAGACGGGUGAUGGACAGCAUGAGACACGCCCACUCUCUGGAGUCGCUUGAGGGGAUUGGUCUAGAGAGGGGAGGGGCUACAAGCAGGCUGCUGGGGAACGUGCGCGCUCUCAGGACGGGACACCUUGUGCACUCUCAGGGUACCUCCCACUUGUUGGCCCAGCCAAUAGGGUCAGAUGGGGAGGGGUUUGGAGGCCUGAAACCCCUCUUCCUCCACAGCGGCCCGUCCUCCCCCACACACCUGGACAGACUCCACUUACGAUUGGUCGACUCCACGCCCCCUCCACCCAGCCCCCGCCCACGGAAGAUCCCCCCUCCUCUACGCCUGGACGUGGACGCUACCGGGAGGUCCCUGUUGAGAGUGUCUCAUUCCCAGCCCAGCUCCCCCCUACAGGAUAGAGAUGGUGUGUUCCCACCCAGUUUGACUCCCAUCCAGACUCCUUCGGCCUGGUCCAUGUUCGGCCCCGGGGGGGGCUUCCAUCUGCCGGGGGAUGACAGUGGGUCGAGCAGCAGCAUGAUCGCAAUAGACAACAAGAUCGAGCAAGCAAUGGACCUUGUGAAGACCCACCUGAUGCUGGCGGUCAGAGAGGAAGUGGAGUUGCUGUGGGAACAGAUUAAAGACCUAUCAGAAAGGAACGCCCAGCUGGAGAGAGAGAACGAUAUCCUGAGAACUCUGAGAGACUGACAGAUUAAAGACCUAUCAGAAAGGAACGCCCAGCUGGAGAGAGAGAACGAUAUCCUGAGAACUCUGAGAGACUGACACAGUUACACUCCUGCCAUGAUCACUCCAGAAUACAUGUAACAUUACUGAUUCUCUCUGACUGCACAAAACAACAAUAAAUAACUAUACUAAAGA
Salvelinus fontinalis (brook trout) is the source of this 1942-nucleotide messenger RNA. Its product is annotated as sperm acrosome developmental regulator-like. Lineage: Eukaryota; Metazoa; Chordata; Actinopteri; Salmoniformes; Salmonidae. The transcript is spliced from 5 exons. Gene Ontology annotation, biological process: regulation of transcription by RNA polymerase II. The coding region runs from base 737 to 1771 and encodes 344 amino acids. The record is from RefSeq and is a predicted model, not a curated record.